This is a messenger RNA of Balaenoptera acutorostrata (minke whale), 1528 nucleotides long. RefSeq names its product chromosome 19 C19orf84 homolog (gene C19H19orf84). The record is from RefSeq and is a predicted model, not a curated record. The transcript is spliced from 3 exons. Lineage: Eukaryota; Metazoa; Chordata; Mammalia; Artiodactyla; Balaenopteridae. The coding region runs from base 254 to 802 and encodes 182 amino acids.
CAGGCGUUCCCCAACAAAUCGGAACCUUCGUGCCCUCCCGACGCAGGAAUUGAUUGGUCACUUUUCAGAACUUGCCUGUCAAUUUUGAAAGCUGGGUAAAGGGCAUUUCCUUAGAAGCGCAAGAACACGCCUCCGCUCUCCCAGCUCGGGGAGGAGGGCCUUAAAGGGCCAGGUACAUGACGCCUCCCCGUCACUGGGCCCUGGAGAAAUCGACGCGAAGGUGCUAGAAAAGACUUGAAAGACCCCGGUGAAGAUGGAACAGCAAAAGGAAGGGGCUGGGCCAGAGGGGAACAACCUGCCGUCCCUGGGGACUGAGUCGCAGCCGCCUGCACCUUUCCCAGCCCUGUUCCCUUCUCUCCUGGGCACCCCAGAUCCAGCCCACCUGGGGCUCCCCGAGACCCUGGCCUCUGUCACUGUGCCCGUCCGUCUGGAUGCCCUCUCCUACCUCCUGCACAGCGCCCUGAUGGGAGCCUACACGCUUCAGCAGUCCUUGCCCUCCUGCCCCUGCGCCCCCAAUGCGUGCUGCACCCAGCCGGGCACCGCCAAGAGGCCGCCCAGGGGACGCGGGGGCUGGGAUGUCCGACGCAGGCCGGGCCGGGGUCAGGGCCAGCGGCAGUGGGGACUUGGGAGGGCUGAGCAGGCAGAGAGGGGCUGGGUGGGGAGCCCUGGGGCUGGCCCCAGGACCCCCCCGGUGACGCUGCCAUCACCAACACCACCCGCCCAGGAUGGGAAGAAGGACACCCAGGGUCCGGAGCCGCCCCUGGAGACGCCGCCUGCUGAGGACUGGGAGGCCGAGUACUAGGGCCCCGAGGACCCUGCACCCUGGACUCCGGAGGGCGCCCUGGAGGGUCACCAGGAGGGUGUUCCUGGAGCCCAGGGUGGCCUCAGCCCUGCCAGAGACACCCAAGAAACAUCCUGCUCCCAUCCCUCUUCCUCCCAAACCACAGCCUCAGCAGGGGGUCCCGCGAGUCGCCUGGUGAAACCCAGACCUGACAUAGGAUCCCAAGCCAGGGAGACAGCCCCGAACCUCAAGCCCAAACCCAAGCCUCUUCCCAUUCCUGACACUGUGCCCAACUACAGCGACAACGCUCACCUCACUCUCGACGCCCAGGGCUCCUCCAGCCAUGCCAGCCAGGCCCAUCCCUGACCCCAAAGCCAUUCCCACCUGCCUCUGCCAGCCCCAUCCCAUGGCCGCACUGAGGCCCACAUCCCCCAGCCGUUCACCCCCAUUCCAUUCUCCGUCUCUGCCCUGACCCAUCCUCAUUCCCAGCUCCCUCAUCCCCAUCCCCAUCUGCCUAAAGGCCAGCCAACCCUCAUCCUUGAUUUCUCCUGCCUCCAGCCCAUCUUCAACCCCGGCCAGCCCCGCCUCGUCUUCAACCUCCUUUCUGUCCCAGCCCCAAAGGUGACAUGCCCUGUGACCCCACUUGCGAAGAACCCCAUUGGCCCAACAUACCCAGACCCCUGCAGCCCCACCCCAUUUCCUGCCUGUGGGGGAGGGGGGCCGGGUUGAACAAUAAAUGGCUGAGUG